This is a messenger RNA of Sorghum bicolor (sorghum), 918 nucleotides long. RefSeq names its product dehydrin DHN1. Lineage: Eukaryota; Viridiplantae; Streptophyta; Magnoliopsida; Poales; Poaceae. Bases 147 to 605 code for a protein of 152 amino acids. The record is from RefSeq and is a predicted model, not a curated record. Gene Ontology annotation, biological process: response to water. The transcript is spliced from 2 exons.
GCGUCGGUCUUCACCCGCUUCACCACCGGCGAACCACACCGAGAAACACGACGGACGAGCACACAAGCACAGCUCUAGCUUAGCUUAGGGAGAAUCUUGGUCUUGAGAGAAAUUAUUAACUAACCACCAAAUUAAAGCCGUGCAGCAUGGAGUACGGUCAGCAGGGACAGCACGGCCACGGCACCACCGGCCGUGUCGACCAGUACGGCAACCCUGUCGGCGCCGGAACCGGUGGCAUGGGGACCGGGACCGGCGGCAUGGGGCAGCUGGGUGAGCACGGCGGCGCUGGCAUGGGUGGCGGGCAGUUCCAGCCAGCGAGGGAGGAGCAUAAGACCGGCGGCAUCCUGCAUCGCUCCGGCAGCUCCAGCUCCAGCUCGUCUGAGGACGACGGCAUGGGCGGAAGGAGGAAGAAGGGAAUCAAGGAGAAGAUCAAGGAGAAGCUGCCCGGAGGCCACAAGGACAACCAGCACGCCACGGCGACCGGCGGCGGCGCCGCCUACGGGCAGCAAGAACACACCGGCGCCGGAACCUACGGUACCGAGGGCACCGGCGAGAAGAAAGGCAUCAUGGACAAGAUCAAGGAGAAGCUGCCCGGACAGCACUAAUCGUCCGUGGCUGCGUUGGCUCUCUCUGGCGUGUGAAAGCCGUACUUAAUCACUGUCGUCAUAAUAGGAUGAUGAGUCCAUGAAUAAGUGUCCCUUAUGUCGUGACAUGCACGGGGACAGUUUAUACUUUUGUUGUGUGGUGUGACUUGCGAGUGAGAGUUUGUACGUACGAAACUUGGGUCUGUGUACUGUUUACGCUGCAUCGUUUGUCUUCCUGAAAGUAUAUACAGUACAGCAUGUGAGUGGCUUUAUUUGUGUGUGUGUAGUUAAUCUCAGUGUUACUGGGAAUGCAAAAUGGCAAGAUAUACUACCA